This is a messenger RNA of Cydia strobilella, 6347 nucleotides long. RefSeq names its product bone morphogenetic protein 1 (gene tok). Gene Ontology annotation, biological process: proteolysis. Lineage: Eukaryota; Metazoa; Arthropoda; Insecta; Lepidoptera; Tortricidae. The record is from RefSeq and is a predicted model, not a curated record. The transcript has 21 exons. Gene Ontology annotation, molecular function: zinc ion binding; metalloendopeptidase activity; calcium ion binding. Bases 112 to 4188 code for a protein of 1358 amino acids.
CAGUUGACCGCGGGACGCCACGCGUGUCCGACCGCUCGCGACCGUGAGUGCAGUGUACGACUAUCUGUGACAUCAAAUCAUGUUAUAGUGUUUGUGAGUGCAUAAAACAAAAUGAAGUCCCGGUGUAGACGUGCGUCCGCCGCGACGGUCGGCGCGCUACUGACAAUAAUUGUGUGCGCAGUGCCCGAAGUUAGCUCGGUGGAGGGGACGCAGUCGCAUAGGUAUACGAUAGAGGAGCUCAUGACCAUGCAUGUGGAGCAUAAGGAUUCGGGCGAUACUGGGAUGGAUCCGUGCAAAGCUGGUAACUUCCAAGGCGAUAUCGCCUUACAAGACACAGACUUCAAACCCAUGAAGCCUGCCUCCAAAAUUAACAAGUCUCUACAAGAAGAAGUAGAGAGGCUAAAGAAGGAAGUACUACUAGAAGGGUUACAGGUAGAAGAGGAAGGUUUGCCGGACAUAUUAAGGAAGAGGACGAAGCAACCGGCACCGGCGCCGGAGAAGCCAAAGAAGUACAAUGACGCGAUGCUGAUGACAAAGGUUUUGCCGUCGGGCUUAGAUAAAUCAAUAUUAUUAAAAAACGGUAAACUACCACCCGGAGAAAUGCUAGAUAAUAUAACUAACAAAAUUAAUCAAACCAAAGAAGAAUUAGUUACUAACCAAACAAGCCCCAUCGAGAAUCUGACUGAAUCAGAAAGUUUAGAACAAGACGGUGUUCUAGUCGUUAAUAUUUCAACUGACAAUAUUUUAAAUUUAGAUGAACUAUAUCCAAAUAUGCAUUUAACAAGCACUGCCAACAAAGUCGAUGAGGUGACAAAUAAAAUCCAGAGCAACAGCCGUGAGAUAACAGGAGACUCUAAUAAUAAUAUAAAAGUGAAAUCUCCACCUGAAAAUGUCACAAUGGCUCCUGCUCCAACUAACGGGGUUCUGGUUACAAACGAAAGAGAGGAAGAUAUUGAAAGUGUGAAAAAAGGAGUUAUCAACAAAACCGGUGGUGAUUUAGAUGGGAAAUUUUUAGAAGCCAACGAUCUAUUGAAGCCGACUGAAAGUUUGCAGAGUCUGACAGAAGAGGCGUCGAGCAGACAUCGAAAAAGGCGAAGAAGACACGGUAAUGGGAGACGGCUAAGAAACAUCCACUCAGGUGAAAGAUCCGGGAAAAAUACAGUCAAAUCGGAUGAGCAAGGAGAAAAUCAUUCGGAGCGUAAAAAAAAAUUUCGUCACCGAAAAAAGCACUCAAGCAGAGAAAACAGUGAAGAAAAUAGAAAACUGGUUGUACCAGAACAUGAAUUUGAAGAAAAAUUCGAUGUUAAACCACCUCCGAAGAAUAUUAUAGAAACCGGGAGUGGACAAAAUCAACAGUUUAACAAUUGGUUUUUUCGUGACACCACUGAAGAUUUAGAUGCUAUGGAAAGUUAUCAAAGCAGUAACGGGACCACCGCUCGCCAUCGCUCUAUCCGCGCCGCCACCAACCGCAAGGAACGCAUCUGGGAGAACGGCGUGAUCCCCUACGAGAUAGAUGGAAACUUCAGCGGCGCCCACAAGUCCCUGUUCAAGCAGGCCAUGAGGCAUUGGGAGAACUUCACGUGUGUGAAGUUCGUCGAGCGAGACGUGCUGCUGCAUAAGGAUUAUAUUGUGUUCACUGAAAGACCUUGCGGAUGCUGCUCUUUCGUCGGCAAGCGCGGCGGAGGUGCCCAGGCCAUCUCCAUCGGCAAGAACUGCGACAAGUUCGGUAUCGUCGUGCACGAGCUCGGGCACGUCGUGGGCUUUUGGCACGAACACACGCGCCCCGACCGCGACCGGCACGUGCAGAUCAUCAGGGACAACAUCAUGAUGGGGCAAGAAUACAACUUCAACAAGCUAACAGAAGAGGAAGUGAACUCCCUCGGUCAGACGUACGACUACGAUUCCAUAAUGCACUACGCGAGGAACACCUUCAGCAAAGGCACAUACUUGGACACAAUUUUACCGCUUGAGGUCCAUGGGAAGAAGAGACCGGAGAUUGGGCAGCGAGUCAGAUUGUCCAUGUCUGAUAUAGCGCAGACGAAUUUGCUGUAUAAGUGUGCUAAAUGUGGUCGCACGCUCCUUGGCAACUCUGGAUGGUUCAGCUCACCCGGUUGGGGCUCAGAAAAUGCACCGGCAACCCCUGAGCGCUGCGAGUGGCGCAUAGUGGCUACACAUGGCGAGCGAGUGGUACUUAAUAUCACUGAAAUCGACAUCCACAAAUCCGAAGAAUGCCGCUCCGAAUGGGUAGAGAUCCGUGAUGGCUACAUGCCGAACGCGCCAGUCUUGGGGCGUAUAUGUGGCUCCGGGAAGGGUCCCAUGAUGAGGUCUACGGGGUCCAGGCUGACUGUGGUCUACCAGCCGGGGCUUAGGCCUAAGCCGUUUAAAGGAUUUAAGGCGCAUUACGAAGCGGUGUGUGGCGGAGACAUCGAAGUGGACAGCAGCGGGCAUCUUGAAUCACCGAACUACCCGGACGAUUAUCAGCCCAACAAACUGUGCAUCUGGAAACUGUCUGUACCUGAAGAUUACCAAGUGGCCCUCCGUUUCCACUCGUUCGAAGUGGAAAACCACGACACCUGUUCUUACGACAAGGUGAAAGUGCGCGAUGGACACUCCAUGGACAGCCCGCUUAUUGGAGUAUUCUGUGGGCACAAGAUUCCUCCUGACAUCAGAUCCACGUCCAACAAACUCCUAGUAAUCUUCGAGUCAGACAGCUCAGUCCAAAAAGCCGGGUUCUCAGCCACCUUCAUGAAGGAGUUUGACGAGUGUUCCAUCAUCGACCACGGCUGCAGCCACUCGUGUGUUAACACGCUGGGCGGGUACGAGUGCGCUUGCGAUAUUGGCUACGAACUACAUUCUGAUGGAAAGAAGUGCGAAAACGCCUGCGGUGGAGUCUUGGACGCUCCCAACGGCACCAUCACAUCCCCGUCUUUCCCCGACCUGUACCCGCCAUCCAAGAAUUGCUUGUGGGAGAUCGUGGCUCCACUGCAGCAUAGGAUCACUCUUAACUUUACGCAUUUUGAUCUAGAGGGGAACAAUAUGUAUCAACAGGAAUGUGAAUACGACAGCGUGACGGUGCACUCUCGCCUGAGUGCUGAGAAGUUACGGCGUCAUGGUGCCUUCUGCGGCUCUCAACUCCCGCCUCCUGUUACCUCUGAUGGAAACGUGCUAAGAGUUCAGUUCACCUCCGACGCGUCAGUCCACCGCUUCGGCUUCGCAGCAGCCUACUACAUCGACGUCGACGAAUGCGCUGAAAACAAUGGCGGCUGCCAGCACGAGUGCCACAACACAUUGGGAGGCUACGAGUGUGCUUGCCGAAGUGGAUUCACGCUGCAUCCUAAUAAACAGGACUGUAAAGAGGGCGGGUGUAAGCAUGAUGUUACGCAACCACAUGGGACUAUUGUCAGUCCGAACUAUCCUGAUCAGUAUCCAUCGAGAAAAGACUGUGUGUGGCAGUUCUCAACAACCCCUGGGCACCGGGUCAAGCUGAUUUUCAACGUCUUCGAGUUGGAGCCACACCAGGAAUGCGCCUACGACCACGUAACCAUCUACGACGGCGCAUCAGCCGACGAGAAGACUCUCGGCCGUUUCUGUGGCGGCAAGCUACCACACCCUGUCGUCGCGUCGCAGAACCAGAUGUACGUUGUAUUCAAAUCCGACGUGUCCGUGCAGAGGAAGGGAUUCUUGGCUACGCAUUCCACUGCAUGUGGCGGCUACCUCUCCGCUACGGAGUCCGUAAAGCACCUGUACUCGCACGCGCGCUACGGGGACGACUCGUACGAAUCCCGUGCCGACUGCGACUGGAACAUAGUGGCGCCGCUCGGACACUUCGUCAAGCUCACCUUUCUGACUUUUGAGCUGGAGCCGGAAUCGCACUGCGGAUAUGAUUAUGUGCAGAUCUUUGGGGGAUAUGAGGGGAGUGCAGGGGACUAUGGGAAGUUCUGUGGGACUGUGAUGCCACAGGAGCUUAUUUCCACAACAGAAGCCCUCCUCGUCCGCUUCCGCACCGACGACUCCAUCGUCUUCAAAGGCUUCUCCGCGUCCUACCAGGCCAUAAAGCCAGAUGUAUGGAGCGGAGAAGAUAGUUCAGAAGGUGAAGAUGAGGAGGAGGAUGAACGGAUGCCGCCGCUGGUGGUGGGCAGAAGGGGAUUACGCGCGCCAUCACCCAGGUUCGUGCGGCGACCCACGUGACGCUGGCCGCUGCCGCGCCACCCGCGCCACCGCCGCCCGCACCGCACCUUCCCCCGCAACACCGACAACCUCUAAACACAUCCCGGCUGACUGGCUAGCCUGGGGGCCUACGGCGAAAACCGAAAUUCGCAAAUUGCGGGGAUCUUUCUCUUUUACAAUAAUAUCCCGCUUUACGCGACCCUGUUAUCCGCGGUUGCGCUUUAACGCGAAUUUCAAAUUUCGCGCUUAAAUGCCUCGCAUUACGCGGAUUGCUUAUGUAUAGUUUGGCAAGCCUUUUCCGUCAGUGGAAAAAGGCGGCAAAUUUAAAAAAUGUAGGCGCGUAGAGUUGACCUCCCAUAGAAAUAUCUGAAUUUCGCGCCUUUUUCUACACACAAAGUGGGUUCGCCAGAGUAUACUUAAGAAUAUGCAGUCAUUUACUUGUCUUUGGUUGCGGAAAUCCCCGCUUUCUCUGACCAUUCUGUUUGAAAAAAUGAACAGUAGGGGAUUCCCCUCCCCGUGAACCCCGAUAUAAGCGAAUUUCACUUAACGCGAUUUUUUGCGGAACGUAUCCCUCGCGUAAAGCGGGUAUUACUCUACUCCAAUAAAGGCAUAAUUAGAGUGACAGAGAAAGAUGCCCGCAAUUUGCGAACUUCGAUAUUCGCGGUCAUAGCCCAGAUAUUAUAUUAUUGCUCGCGCUAAAUGGUGCGCGUGAAAUGCACUGAAAGUUGUAAUAUGGUCGUAAGAGAACAAUAUCAGAACUUUGACAAAAAUAACCUGGAUACCGCUCUGGGCUGCAUUCCCAAAUAGGAUUAAACCCGGCGGGCUGCAUAGAUCCGUUCACAAUAUGUUAAAGACAAACUCAAACUGCCAUCAUGUAUUCAAAUCAGUCGAAAUGUUGCUUUGCAUAAAUAUAUGUCAGAGCAUUGCGGUCGAAAUUCACGUUGAUUCGCGACUGAAGAAAAUGUAAAUAAGUAAUUACAAUUUUAUUCAUAGUUCAAUUGAUAUAAUACUUAAUUUUAUAAUAUGUUGUUACCAAAAAUAUUCAAUGAUAAGCUAACUGGGCUAAAUAACACCAGCUGUUCCAAAAUUAUACUUUUAAUUUUUAUAUAAAAAAUGCAAUCGUAAUAUCAGUGAAACCCAAGAUGUGUUAUGCUGUGUGUGUGAUGUGUAUUAAUGGAUUAUAUUAACUGUUUCAAUAAUUGUAGUCACUAUACCUUCUGUCAGUUGGUUUUAACAUUGUUGACGAAUGCUUAUUGCAUGUAAAUUGCGAUAGUCUUUACCAAAAUUCCUUUAAUAUUUAAGUGCAUUCCAUACCAAAGACACGGAACAAUAAUCGUUCAUAAUAGUGCCAUAGUUGUUAGUUCUUAAAUUACUCUACAUAGGGCAUAAUAUUGUUUGAGAACAAGCACAAUUUAGGAAUAAAAAAUAACAGACAAUAUUUAAUGAUAAGUAUACUUAUAAUGUAAAAUAUAUCGUUAAAUGUUAGAUGUUUGGAACCAUAUCAUUUAAAAUCCUGAAUAAUUUAGUCGACAUGACCUAACGUUCUUUUAGAAGAACAAAUUUAUUCUUGUGUGAUCGGAAUGUCAACUAUUGACUAUUUAGCUUAAAAAUAUAAAUUAUUUUUGUAAUUUACCAAAAAUGUAAGAAUUCAGUAGUAACCAUAAGGUAUAUAUACGACCUUUUUGGUAAAUUAAGUAGGUUUCUAUAACAUUUUUGUUGUAGUCAGUGUGAAAAUAAUAUUUGGUAAACAUGUUACCAAUAUUAGAUUAUAAGUAUAAUUAAACAGUCCUGUUUUUCCCACUUCAUAAUUAUACAAGUUACAAUACUCCUACUUUAAUUCUUGCACUUUCUUCUCAAACAUAUUAUUAUAACUAUCUUAUAAGGGCCAUAUCGAUUUUGGACUGUUUCUUCUGUAUAAUUGUAGUACGUACGGUUAUUUGAAAUAGCUGUACGUACUACAAUUGUUGACACUUUCUUUACCUAAAUAUGUCGAUUAAUUUAGGUACCUAACAAAAAUUCCGUGAAUCUCGGACAUAUACAAUAUAUUGAAACAGGUUACUGGCGUUUUUUAAGGGUCUCGGUAAGCUCGGUUCUCCAUACAAACGAAGUUUUGUAUGGAAAACUUAAAUUUGCUGUAUUUUUUUAACUAUGGUAUCUGAAGCUAGAUAAACUAAUUACAU